AUGGGCGAGCCGUCUGAUAAUCCGCCGCGUAAACGGCCAAGAACUGAGGAAGUCAUAGGCAAUUUGACGGACAACAUCGGAUCGACAGCCGAUAAGCAUGGGCCAGCCGCUUAUGGGCUUCAUCUCGAAUCAGCUCAGCACUUUUUCAAACAGAAGUAUGACGCCGACGAGUGUCCCGAAGCAGCUUUGAGUGAUUUCGAGUUCAGUAUGCAGCUGGGUUCAGGAUGUUACGGGACAGUUUAUCUGUCCCGAUACAAAGAUGGCCAAGUAUGUGCGCUAAAGCAAUCGACGUAUGAGAACGCUCUCGAAGAGAAAAGGAUCAUCUACUCUCUUGAGUCGCCGUUCAUAGUGGAAGUAUUUUUUGCUUUCCGAGACGACAAGAUUAUCUACAUCGCCCUCGAGCUCGCGCCGCGGGGAGCUCUAUCACGGCACAUUACGUGCAUACGAGAUUCGAGGUCCGAACAGCCCGUGAAGCUCAUUUCAGCUCAAGUUGUCUUAGCCCUAGAGUACAUGCACGAGUGCCGCGUAGCGCACAGAGAUUUGAAAUGUAGCAACAUUGUCCUGUUCGAGGAUGGAUACGUGAAACUCUGUGAUUUCGGUAUAGCCAUGGCGAUCCGAGAAGACGAUCCUAAUCAGAUGUUCAGACUGACGGGGAAGAGAGGUGUGAUCGCGCCAGAGCAAAUUAAAGCCCUGUUGGUUUCAUCGCUCUGCUCUGACUGGUGGAUGUUCGGAAUGGUUAUCCGAGACCUCUUGCCCCUAACCGGAGGCUUCGAAGGGGCAGAGGCGACACCUUCCGACUCAAGUUUGAGCGAUUUCCUCCGCGGACUGUUCCACGAAAAAGUAACCGAGCGACUCGGCGUGACGUUGGGCGGCGCGAAAAACAUCAAAGAGCAUCCAUGGUACCGUGACGUGGAUUUCCGGCAGCUCUACCACAAGAAUAUUCCGAUGUUGGAGAAAUUGCCGCCUGAGAUUAAUCAGGUCAACUUGGGGGAGGGCGCGAUUUUUUCCAAAAAGUUCCCCGAGCUGGUGCCAGGCAGCGAUUCUAGCGUGAGCAAGCCCGCCAGGGUUCCAGACGACUCAUCAUGA
Messenger RNA from Galendromus occidentalis (western predatory mite), 1086 nucleotides. RefSeq names its product cAMP-dependent protein kinase catalytic subunit-like. The transcript has a single exon. The record is from RefSeq and is a predicted model, not a curated record. The coding region runs from base 1 to 1086 and encodes 361 amino acids. Gene Ontology annotation, molecular function: ATP binding; protein serine/threonine kinase activity. Gene Ontology annotation, biological process: peptidyl-serine phosphorylation; intracellular signal transduction. NCBI's taxonomy places the organism in Eukaryota, Metazoa, Arthropoda, Arachnida, Mesostigmata, Phytoseiidae.